This is a messenger RNA of Zymoseptoria tritici IPO323, 2196 nucleotides long. RefSeq lists its product as uncharacterized. The transcript has 7 exons. Bases 1 to 2196 code for a protein of 731 amino acids. The record is from RefSeq and is a predicted model, not a curated record. NCBI's taxonomy places the organism in Eukaryota, Fungi, Ascomycota, Dothideomycetes, Mycosphaerellales, Mycosphaerellaceae.
AUGACUUCGCACAUCGUCCAGAUCACCAAUCGAGCCGAGCAUGAUCAAGUCGUAGAUACCUCGAAGCAGACACCCACUGUCAUCUAUGUCUCAAACAGCUCUCACCCAGCCUGCCGAGAACACAAUCCGAAGUAUGAAGAGCUGGUCAAGAGGAAGCAGGACACUGGCGUGCGAUUCGCGCAGAUGGAGUUCAAUACCGAUACGAGCAUGCUCUUCAAAUUCGCUCCCAACCAGCUCCCGGUGACGGUGCUAAUGGUGAGGGAUGCAUGGUGUAAGACCUUCAUGGGACCGGACAUGCGAGGCUUAGAGGAAGCGUUGGAGAUGUUGGUUCAAGAGGCGAAGAAGGGCGGUCUCGAAUCAUACAGCAAAGAGCCACUCCUUCCACUUCGGGAAAUCGAGUCACUGUCUGCCGCCUUGCAUCGCUUGCAUGGCGCUAAGGUGCGGCUAGUCCAGACAUCACCAGCUACCGGGCUCCAUUUCUCCCACCACGAAGCACGACCUUUGCCCCGAUCACACGCCGAAUCUCUCACCAAGACAUUGACUAAGUCCCGACGACACCGCAGCUUCACUAUGGCCUUUACGGCGAACCAGAAGCGCAAGCUCACUCCUACAACCCACAAGCUAACAUGGACACAUGAGAUGAGGGUUGUCCUUCACAUGAUCUUCGAGGAGUUCGUGUUCGACAAAGCGAAGAAAAAGGAGAUCUUUGACACAAUCUUCCAAGAGCACAUUGCAAAGUGCGGUCUUACAGACGGUACUAGCAGAGCGUAUGCCUCGCAAGUGGCCGAAGCAAGCAAUAGCGAAGUCCCUCUCAGCGCACAGGCAGCCAUAGGCCACUGGCAACCGGACACGCCGAUCGUGUCGAGAGGCAAGCGGUCGCGUAGAGACUCGGCUGCAGCACCUCACCCAAAGCGACAACAACUGAACGAGAUGGUACUCGCUCAGGGGACUAUACUUCACCAUCGACAACCGAGCAGACAAGGUGCAAGCAAAAGCACAAGCACACGCAAAGCCUCGACAUCAUCCAGUCUCGCUCGCACACCAACCAAGAUCGUGGGGAAGAAAAAGACGCAGGUCCCAAAAUCGCCGCGAACACGACGGGACGGCACUAUCAUCCGAAUUCCAGACCAGGAAGAAAUCAAUGUUGAAGUGGCGCCGGUGGCACAAAAUCUCGCCCAGCCGGAUUUGCCAGAUCUGUUGUUUCGCUGGUGGAAGAAGGACCCAGAGUGCGAUCGCGACAGCGAGAAUGGGUUUUGGUCUCGGAAACACCACAAUUCAAAUGCGAUACCAUUGACUCCUCCGAAGGCUUGCAGCAUCGAUGCUACCGAUAUACUCAACCAUAUGGACCGAAAGAUGAAGGAAACUCCGUUCAUCUCCACGACAGACCGCCUUUUAUGGAUGGUGCAGCGUAUUAUCAAAGGCAUACAGGCUGGACAAGAGAACAUGUAUCUCUCCGUCAUCAGCGUCAAGGAGCUGGAUCCACGAGCAGUCUUCCAUGCACGCGCGUUUCACGAUGCGGUGCGACCAACAAGAGGGUUCAGCAAUGGCGCCCAGAACUAUCGUGGAUGUAGUGAGUGGUUAGUCUGGCGAGACAUUCCAAAACGUGCCAUUAUCCGAACCUUCGAAGCUACGGAGCUCAUCGACAUGAUAGACUCGAACCCAGGAAUCGCGAGUGCUCUCCGCCUGGAGGUCCUCCGCGGCAGAGAGUGCCUGAAUACGAAGAAGGUGCCACUACUUCGAAGACAGAACAUCGCGCUCUCGGCCGACACCAUUCCUGCAAUCGCCAAUGUCGCCAUAUUCCUCGGUCUCAACGCCCACUCUGCUAUGGAGCACAUUACCCACAUUGUCCGCGACAUUGUCGAGGGCUGGGGCUUGACACUCAAGAAGCAAACCGAACAGGAUUGGCAGCAUCUGGCAGGCGUAUUCGAGGAAGAGCUUUGUCGUCACUCCCCAAGCCCAAUUACUUUGAGAACCCGAGUCUGCGUGCAAACAGCUUUCUUGUCGGGUGUUGCGGCCGGCACCGGCAAGGUCAAUUACAGAUUCAAGCCAGACUUGCUCCCGCAGCAGCAGGAGAGAGCAGCUUUGCUCGGACUUGCUUCACCAGCUGCUGUGAUUGCACACAGUCUAGACGGAGCGAAGUUGACCGUGCUGGCUCCCCUUGUUGGAAAACACGCAGACUCUGGUCGGAGGAGAUGA